AUGCAUUUGAGGUUCUCCGUACUGCAAACCAGACGAAGUGAGAGUGUUGAGUACCAGAGUCUGGGUUGCUGGAGGGACGAUGAUGACCGCGCCAUUCCAUCACUUGAGGGGACAGAUGCACGCCUAGAUGGUUACUACCGGACACGUAACGAUCCCAUCGAAAAGUGUUACCAGGUAGCACUUUCUCGUGGCUUUGCCGUGUUUGCUGUACAGGAUGGCGGACAGUGCCUUGGGUCGGCUGAUGCUCAGAACACCUACAAGAAGCACGGACCGUCCACAGCCUGUGCAGCGGACGGCAAGGGCGGGGUCUUUGCGAAUGAAGUCUAUUUGAUAGACAUCGACGAAUGUGCAACAGACAACGGUGGCUGUGCCCAAACUUGCACCAACGUCCAGGGAAGUUACAACUGUUCCUGUCUACAGGGCUUCGUGUUGGAAGCAAACGAGCAUGGAUGUGAAGACACUGACGAAUGUGCGACAGACAACGGUGGAUGUGCCCAAACCUGCACUAACGUGCCAGGAAGUUACACCUGUUCCUGUCCACAAGGAUUUGUGUUGAUUGGAGACAGCCAUGGUUGUGAAGGUAUUAACCUCGACGAAUGUGCGACAGAGAACGGACGGUGUGACCAGAUCUGCACCAACGUCCCCGGGAGCUACAGGUGCUUCUGCCGACGAGGCUUCGUGCUGAUUGAAGACGCCCACGGCUGUCGAGCUGUAGAUCCACCAAUGGACCUGGCCGUAACUGACAUCACGGACGAAGGGUUCAAGGUCACCUGGUCUCCAUCCCCUGACUCUGACCUUCAAGGGUACCGUGUGGUGGUCUCCAACCUGGACACGACGACAGCUGUCAAUCAGAGCACUGACGAGGCGUGGUUUUCGGUGGUCGGCCUGUCACCAGAGACUACUUACAUCAUCAGGGUGACGGCCCUGUUCUCUUCAGGUGGUUGGAGGUCACAAAGCGAGGCGGCAGUGAUACCGGCAACCACAGCCGCCAUAUCAACCACAGUUGCACCAACCACAAUUCCUGCUGCUACAACCCAGCAGACAAGUCGGAUGACCACCCGCCUUUCCACCAAACCUGCAACUUCGACCGUACAACAUGCACAUGAGGCUGGAUGGGGCGAGGAAUCAUCUGAUGACGCCACCACUCCAUCAGCUGCUGAAACAACUAAGCAGACAAGUGGGAUGCCAACAUCCAUGUCCACCAGACCAUCAACUCCAACUCCACAACUCGGAUCGGAUACCGAUGGAAUCACAGAGACCAUCAGCAGUCCGCCGGGCGGCAACAGGGCAACAUCAGCUGAUCAGGUAAACUGUGCAGUUCUGCAGCUGAGGGGAUUUUAG
This is a messenger RNA of Branchiostoma belcheri (Belcher's lancelet), 1341 nucleotides long. RefSeq names its product fibrillin-2-like. The coding region runs from base 1 to 1341 and encodes 446 amino acids. The transcript is spliced from 9 exons. Gene Ontology annotation, molecular function: protein binding; calcium ion binding. The record is from RefSeq and is a predicted model, not a curated record. NCBI's taxonomy places the organism in Eukaryota, Metazoa, Chordata, Leptocardii, Amphioxiformes, Branchiostomatidae.